AUGCCAUUACCAAAGUUGUCCCCUCUACAGUCGAGGUUCGCCGCCUCCCUUGGUGCCUCACUCUUCCUCCUCCUACUUUACCUCACACUUACAAAGCCACACUUUGCAUACGCUCUGGAAGUAGACUCAACAAUACACAACGGGGAACGUAACGAUUAUGCAGUACUCGAAGACCAUAUCGAGGAGGAUGUUGACGAGAACCCGAGCGAAUCCAGUCAUGGCGACAACCUGCGAGCGAGAGCGGUCGAAGGGGUUUCAUCACUGUCCAACAACGCCCCUCAAAACAAAAAUAUAAAUAUUGGUGAAACGCAGAAUUGGGUCUUCACCAAGGAAGAGAUUGAUGGUCCUCACGGACAAUCUGGCCCUGGCUUGCCUAGUGACGACGUGGAAGAGCGAGGUAUCGAGAUUAAUGCCGAAGGUCACGAAUUAAAGAAGCGACAGCAGAGUAACAAAAUCUAUUUGACGCUGAAUACAUGUUUACAGCCAUCUUCCAAUGGUUCUAAAGACUCGACUGAUGCCAUACCACCUCAGUUACAGAUGUAUAUUUCCAUGUCCGAUUCGAAUCCCAAACCUGGUCCUGGUGUUACGGAUCCCAAUCAGCGGAGUAUACAAGUCGACGGAGGCUAUGCCUAUCUUGAGGUGGAAGCCAGCAGUGACAUAUAUGUUGGUGUGACAGCACCGAAUGUAACUGCAUUCAGUGGCAUUUGGAACUAUGAGGUCGCUGCAUCCAUUGAUGGCCCAUACCAUUACGCCCACACUGAACCGAAUCUGUUCUUUGUGGAUGGCGAUAAUCAUGCAGCUCUUCUUAUCACCGAUGAUUUGACCCAGGCCGCUCUUAACGAAACUGUCUUUAAAGAUUGGAUGGGACUAAGUCCAGCACCAUGGGGAUUGUUCGCGGCUGAUCAGAAAGACAAGUCCAUCCUUGGUCUAAAGAAUUCCUUUUGUGGCCUCAGGAAUAACGUCCGCCUCAAUGCAAAUAUAAAAGGCGUUGAGACUCAGAACAUCGCCCAGAUGACGAGUCGUGGUCUUGGUGGCAAGCCAAAAGAACAGUUUUAUAUCACGGGCCUCAAUGCUAGUUCGCGGUAUUGGGGAAUGCUGGUCAUGGAGGGCAACUCCACAGAUUCAGGUGAAGGCGUUGUUGGCGGUGGCGGUACUGUCUGGGCUGCCAUCGAAUUCGACACAAAAACCGAGGAUAAUUGUGCUUUGAUGUACAAUCUCUCAUUCUGCUCCGAGGUCGCCUAUGCCGUGCCCACAAACCCUGAUCUAUUUUCCCCGACCACCGGUCUGCCAGAACUAGCCGCUGUCUACGACUCCUACGCUUCUCAAAUGUAUCAGUAUUUCAACUACUCAUUGCAGCAAAUACCCUGCAACACUACCCCCUCAUCCCAGUAUUCACUUGCUCGAAACUGUGAUGACUGUGCCCGUGCAUACAAACAAUGGCUCUGCGCAGUCACAAUCCCCCGCUGUGCCGAUUUUUCCAACAAUGAUGCCUGGUUGAAGCCGCGCAACCUGGGACAAGCCUUCGUCAACGGCUCCACAAUUUCAAACUCCCCAGGAUUCAACGUCGACCAAACACUCCUCAACAACGUAGCCACAAACUCUUCUCGCAAUCCUCUCAUCGACGAAUCCAUCCGACCAGGCCCGUACAAGGAAGUCCUACCCUGUGAAGAUCUCUGCUAUGAUUUGAUACAGAGCUGUCCGGCGAGCUUUGGCUUCGCAUGCCCUCUCAAGGGCGCCGGAUUCGAGGACAGCUACGGUACCAGGAGUAACGAUUCUGGACUACUCACGUGCAGUUACCUCGGUGCGGCCUAUUACCUCAGCGGCGCCGAGCGGUCUUUUGGAUAUAGCAGAUACGGCGGUAUUGCACUUCUUGCCGCCGCUACUGCAGUGUUAAAUAUGCUGUAA
This is a messenger RNA of Exophiala bonariae, 1905 nucleotides long. RefSeq lists its product as uncharacterized. Bases 1 to 1905 code for a protein of 634 amino acids. The transcript has a single exon. Gene Ontology annotation, molecular function: calcium channel activity. The record is from RefSeq and is a predicted model, not a curated record. Gene Ontology annotation, biological process: calcium ion import across plasma membrane. Lineage: Eukaryota; Fungi; Ascomycota; Eurotiomycetes; Chaetothyriales; Herpotrichiellaceae.